Messenger RNA from Triticum dicoccoides, 1426 nucleotides. RefSeq lists its product as uncharacterized. The record is from RefSeq and is a predicted model, not a curated record. Lineage: Eukaryota; Viridiplantae; Streptophyta; Magnoliopsida; Poales; Poaceae. The transcript is spliced from 6 exons. The coding region runs from base 422 to 1240 and encodes 272 amino acids.
CUCCUCCUCUUCCUCCGAGCACCACCACCAACUCUCUGCGCCUCCGAUCUCGAGCAAGCAGAGGUGCAGCGACCGCCCUCCAGCGCCAUGGCACUAGUCCCCGCCCCCUCGCGCCUGCUAGUCCUUGUGGACGCCCCCGCGGGCUCGGUCCACUCCUCCCCCCGGCUGAUGCUGGCACCGGCGGGCAUUCGGCUCCCCUCCGGGGUACGCGCCAUCGCGGCAGUGAACGGCCGCCUCGCCACCGUCAUCGCCGAGGCGACGGGGACGAGGGGCUACGGACCAAGGCGCACGCCGGCCAGCGUCAUCUCCGAGGAGGAGACGGGGAUGUGGGGGUGGGGCUACGCGCCUGCCCUUCUCACGCUCGCGCUCGCCCCAAGGCGCAUGGAGGCCGGCGAAGGUCUACUCCAGGGCCGCGGAUCUGAUGCCGCGAGGGCGCUCGGACAUGGUGAUGGGGCCGUCGGAGGCUACUUCGGCCUCCCAGACGCCGCGGCCAAAAGUCAGGCCAAACAAGUGGCUGAGUUCGUCAAGCUCCGCGCCAGGCUCCUUGUCAUGGCCGACAAGGUGCCAAUGCCGGGGGGGGGCAGAGGUGCGCGCCCUCAUGCCUGAACUCAAUUUUGUGGACUUAACGGCGCCCAUUUUUCAUUGGGUCGUUCCCCGCAUCAACAGUAGACUCCGUGCGAUCAUGGGAGAACAAGUCUAUAAAGGAUUGAUCGAUUGGGACAUUGAUUUGACCAGUCUCAAGGCGGAGCAAAUUGUUCUUAUCACCAGUUGCUCCAGCAUCACCUCGCUGAUUGAGAUGCUCAUAGCUCAGAUGAAGUACUCUAUUAUGCACUCUUCUCCAAGUAACUCAGCAUUGCGAAUUGAUCAUCCUGUUUAUGAUCUUGCUCCAAAGUUUGUGAAGAAUUUGGCUGCCAUUGCUGAAGGGCUGUUUGUGAACAUAGAUUUCCUGUGCUUCACUGUUCAGUCCCCUGUUACUAUGCAGCAAAUGGUUGCAAACACCUCCAAGGGAUUACUUCAGGUGUUCGAGGCUGUCAAUGACUUUCAUCAGGUGUUUAACUCAGCAGUUGAGAAUGACGUGGAGAUGCUGAACGAGUUGCGGAUGUAUCAUAAAAUUCUCCAGGCUGAGGACUACAAGGCUUCGGAGUACUUGGUUGGACCACUGGAAAGGCAUCUGGAUAUUGUGACAAGGAAGCUCUACAACCUCGAUAAGGAGUUGAGGCCGCUGCGCCUACGUGCUUAAGCUAGCUGCGCUCACUUUAGAAUUUGCUUCUGAGAUGGUCCUUUGGUCGACCGUGAUAGUUAAUCUCUAUCGAAUUUGGAUUGUGAUAUUUAAUUGCUAAGUUAACCGUGGAUGUUGCUUGAAGCUGUCUGUAUUGCUUUGCUAAAAUUGUGGAGUUAUGGCCAAACGGUGCAUGUUCCCAUUCAA